AAACGAGGUCUCAUCCAAAAUGGCUGUGGAGAAACUGUUAUGAAGAUGUGUCGAUCUACUCAUCAAAUAUAUGUGCUGCAUGCUCCAAAUUAGCGACGGGCCCUCUCAUCAAGCCGGAAGACAUUUCUGGAAGGUGAGCGGCGGGCUGUGGAAGGAGAAGAGGAGAAAGAAGGGGACUGCAGGUGGUCUUGAGACAGAGGCACUGAAGAUUCUUUUGGAUCUUCAGUUAUAGUGUGGCAGGCAUGAAAACCCAAGAGCACCGUUCCAGCCCUCUGAAAUCACAUACACCGAGUGAUGCACGGCCCCAGUCCCAGAUGAAGGGUCUCCAGUUUCGCAGCAUUGCCCCCAAAGCCCCUGCAAUGGUUCCAUCAUCAGCAGUCCUGUCCUGCCAGCCUCCCUCAGCCCUUCCAGAAGCAUCCACGGCUGUCAGCCCCAAAUCCAUCCUUGUUCCUGCCCGGAACUACGCCCUCAUGCAAGUGGCAGGACAAGAGGGGACCUUCUCAUUAGUGGCCUUACCUCAGACACAACAGCAACAGCCAAUCCAGAAGAACCUUAAGCUGCCUAUUCCAAGAUAUCAACCUAUGAGAUGCAAGGGCACUCCAGAGAAAGCCAGUUGCAAGACACAGAGUCCAGCCAAGGUUUCGGCAACAAUACAGGUUCGAUCAUCUGCUUUAAAAACAGAGCAGAGUCCAGACCCAUCAUCUGAGAAGCUUGUUAUGAUUGACACUGCUUCAUCUGAGAUCUUUGUUGCACCCAUGCUACCAGGUUCACAGACAGAUCAAACAGUGGAACAAAAGGGUAACGAAGGUCCACUCAACAGCCUACAGUACCCUUCCGGAGCCUCCAAAACCAUGCUUGUUACCCCUGUCAAUAAUAUCUCACCGGUUAAAACCCCAAUUGAGAGUCCAGCUUCAGCUGGCGGUGCUAUCACAGUUCUCUCUCCCACUAUCUUCAGCAAAGCUGUUCAGAUCAUUCCAUCUCCACCCAAGGGAAAGCUGCCCAUCCUACCCUAUGCCAAGGUGAAGAGCUCCCUCCUGGCACCAUCCUGCCUUGCCAGCACCCAGUUCUCAGAGAGGCAGACUGUAAGUGGAGCCAAUCCUCCAGACAACAAAGUUAGAAUUGAAAGCAAAGACCCUAAAACCCAUUUGAAGAAGUCUCAAGGCAAAAGGCGAGGGAGGAAGAGGAAAACCAUAGAGGAUAUUCUGGCCUUCGAGGCCCGAAAGAAAAGAUCCUUGUCAUUUUUCAGAAGGAGAGUACCCGAGAAACCUCCAGCUAGUGUGAGUUCUGCCUCCCAGGAGAAGUUGCUUGACCUAUCAAAAAAGUAUCGAAGUAUUCGUCCCAAGCCAGUACUGGUAAUGGAAGCCACUGUUCCACAACUUGUACCACUUCCUUCCUUGUCAACACCAGAGAACCCUGAUCAGGAGCUCUCAGUAGGGAAGCAGAUAUCCGAAAAACGAUCAAGUGCUACCCAGUCUUCUCAAGCCACUGAUCAGAUGCCUUUUAUAGAUGGUGAAGGUGGUGGAGCAUUGGUUUACAUGGAAAGUCGUCCACUACAUCGCUGUCCUACCUGCAGCAGGUGUUUCCAGUUCAAGCAUCACUUGCAAAGUCACAUGAACAGCCACAGUAACAUACGGCCUUAUGUCUGCCCUGUGUGCAGGAAAGCUUACGCUCACUCUGGCAGUCUGAGCACUCAUAUGAAGCUGCACCAUGCAGAAAGCAGACCCAAGAAGAGCCUUUGCUGUGAGUUCUGCGAGAAGUCGUUUGGCUAUGUCGGUGUCUACUUCAGCCACUUGAGAGAGGUGCACAGAGUCAUACUCACUGUGGAGCCAUCCAUCAGUCAACACGAGGAAAAAAUGCCUAUAGAAGUAUCUUCAGAGGCUGAAGAACAGGCCUCAGAACAUGUUGACCCUGUAGAGCUACAGAUUAAAUGUGGUCGCUGCCAGGCCGUCACACCUACAUUUGCUGACAUGAAGCUGCACUUGCUGUAUGUGCAUGGUGAAGAGGUCCAGGUGCGACUAAGAGAAGGGGCCUCGCGCAGAGGUCGCGAAGCAGAAGAUGAGCUGGUCAAACAUGCGGCACAUUAUUGGAGACAGCUUAAUGAGAAACGCAACCUAGUGCACUGCGGCACCUGUGACGAAGAAUUUAUCUCCUUUUCCAAGUUUAAACGUCACCUCCACUCUCACCAUCAAGGAGCCAGAGAGAGUCGAGAAGAGGAAGAGGAAAGGUUAGUAGGGAAGGACGACAAUGUAUUAAAGGGUUUGAGUAAAGCUUUAAUGUUGAGGGUGGGGUCCCACUUUAACUGCAUCCUUUGCAGUAAGGUGUUCAACAAGAAACAGGAAGUUAUGGAGCAUUGGGGAGCACAGCACAAUUGUGAAAACCCCACCCUUCUGUGGGACGUCCUGGACUUUAAGGGGAAGAACAUGCAUACUGAUGGGCCAAAUUAACUGCAAAUAUGUAAAUUAUUAUUUUCUCCAUGUGUCAACUGGUUAGUUCGUACAAAAUGCAGUUACAUGAAUGCAAAAACAGUCCACUAAUAGACUCACUUGUUAUGUAAUUUUCAAUAUUGUCUUUUGCACUUUUUUCUGUGUAUAUAUAUAUAUAUAUGUAUAUAUAUAUAUAAUCUCAGCUGUUGUUUUGUAAUGCUUGAAUUGUGUCAUGUUUAUUUGUGUAUGUUUUUUUUUUAUGUGUUUUAAUGAAUAAAAGCAGCAUGAUGUACUAGCAUAAAACUCAAAUCUCCAAAAUUCCAUCACAAACAUUAUGAUGGCCCAUGUGCAGAGGUAAUAUAAAUGCAAUGUAAAUGAGAGGCCCAAGGAGGAUAAUUAUAAUUUAUAGUUUUUGGAGACAUUGUGUGUACGUAAGUGCUUCAGUUUAGUGAAUCAGAUGAAACAGGCUAACAAAGGCAGGCUCAUCAAAAAACAUAUUGCCACUCAGACAAAUUGAGAAUUUGCAAUACACUGAAUAUAAAUGGAGCAUGAUAAGCAUGCUUGAAAUAACAGUUGAACAUUUGAAGUAACAACAAAUUAUCAGAGACAUUUCACAAACACAUAUAUAUCAUCAUGCAAUUUCAGUCCACAUUCUACAACUAAAAUGAAUGCUGCCAGAAAACCUCUGCCAAGACUAAUUUGUCUUAGACAGAGGCCCACUAAUAUAGAUUAAAACAUAUCCUUGAGAGUUAAAAAAUGGAAAAUCUUUAACUGGUUUAGUAUGAAUGUGUGUGUUAAGAACAUUCAGUGUUGUAUUUUUGGAUGGAUAUUUUAUAUAUUUGAAAUAUUUUUUCCUUGGUGAAAUGCAUUGUGAUGUAGUUAAAUGAUCAGUUUGUGUAAACAUUUGUGUUUCCAUUUAUAAUAUAUAUAUAUAUAUAAUAUGAAUGGGUAAUGGAAUGUUUUAAAAAAAAACUUUAAUUUGUUAUACAUGUAUACUUGUAUAGAUAGAUUAAUAGAAAUAUCUAAUAUAUAUAUAUAUAUAUAUAUAUAUAUAUAAAUAAGUAUAUGCAGCUGUAUAUUGAGAAUAUAUAUUUACACAGAAGAUAUAGUCCUCUUGCCCUGCUUUAUUCUCGUAAGAAAUUGGCAAUUAAAAUAAUUGAACCAUUUUAAUAGCAUCCUAAAUGUCUCAAAUAAACGUGUAGCUGCAACUGUUCUGUAAAACCAUCAUCUGCUUGAGCAGGUGCUGUGUAAAACUAUAAACCAAUGAAGUUCACUAACUUUCAUGUUCUUUAAAUGGCACAAAACUACUUGAAAUCCCAAAGCACCGUUUGAGUUUGCCUUUUACAGUUGAAUUCUCAACAGUAGAGACUCUAAAGUCAAUCAUGAUGGCAAAUAAGCAAAAUUGCUGUUUGUCUGGUCUAAAUUACCUCUGAAGUGUUUUGAUUGUGGAUCUUGUCUUUGGUGGAUUUUUCCAGACUUAAACCUACUUUUCCCUUAAAAAUAAAUUAUAUUAAAUCUGUUAAAAGUGGUUGUUUUAUGAUUGCAUUUAUGUCAUUUCAGAAGCUGUACUUAAAACAUUCUUUGUGGUUCAAAGCCAUUAGAUAAUGACAACUGUCUGAUUGUUUGACAUAAGAAAAUGUUAGCAUUUCCUGUUCUGAAGAUGAUCUUUUCCCAGCCACUGUGAUGGUUAAAGUUGUCUGUUUGUGGCUUAUGCUGAACUAAGCCCACAAUAUCAUCCCCAAAUCGUUGAUUAUUGGUGCCUAAAUAAAGACAAAUCUUAAAUAAAAUAAUUUGAUUUGACAACCUC
Messenger RNA from Xyrauchen texanus (razorback sucker), 4230 nucleotides. Its product is annotated as zinc finger protein 438-like. Bases 243 to 2444 code for a protein of 733 amino acids. The record is from RefSeq and is a predicted model, not a curated record. Lineage: Eukaryota; Metazoa; Chordata; Actinopteri; Cypriniformes; Catostomidae. Gene Ontology annotation, molecular function: DNA-binding transcription factor activity, RNA polymerase II-specific; sequence-specific DNA binding. The transcript has 5 exons. Gene Ontology annotation, cellular component: nucleus. Gene Ontology annotation, biological process: regulation of transcription by RNA polymerase II.